This is a messenger RNA of [Candida] anglica, 936 nucleotides long. Lineage: Eukaryota; Fungi; Ascomycota; Pichiomycetes; Serinales; Debaryomycetaceae. The record is from the annotation of a GenBank genome assembly.
AUGUCUGGGAAUGAUAUAGCUACACAUACUGAUAUAGAUGCUUCAUCUCUAGAAGUGGAAAAUCAAGGAAGGAUUGAAGUACUAGAGUUAAAAUAUCAAAAUUUAUUCCAGAAACUUAAUCAAAAGUUGAAUACUAUUGUUUACUUAAAAAAAAUUGCAGAUUUAAAGGCAAAACCUGCCACAGUAAUAGAUCAGGAAUUUGAAGAAAUAAUCAAGGUAAUUCAAGUGCCUUGGAAACAAGAACAAAGCUUUCCCAAUUCAGAUGAAGUUAAUUCUCUUUUAAAAUUGAGAUCGUUUAUUAAAAAUCAAAUUCAAAUAGUAAAGACAAAUUCCUUAAAUUUAAAUUACCUCCAGAUAAUACUACCAACGUUGAAAGCUAUACAUCAUAUUAGUUCUGAUGCAUCAUCAUCGGAAAUUCAAAUAGGACAGAAUUUGUCUACGCUCUAUUCGAAACAAGACAGUGAUAUAAGUAUUCACCACAUUCUAAACAGUUAUACUGAAAUUAUAGCAAAUAAUUCAAAUUCUUCAAAGAUUUAUCCACAAAUUUUAAAGCUUAUACAAAAUGAAUUGAAUCAAAACCUGACUGAAUUAAAGAAUCUUGUUCAAACUAUAAAUUUUAAGGAAAAUGAGCUAAAAAAUCUUUCGAGUAAAAUAACUUCAGACAGAUCAUUACUACUGGAAGAUCAAGAACUAUUAAUAAAAUCACAAUUCUUGGAAAUACAAAAACUAUGGUUCCGAAUCUCUAUAUAUUCAGAACUUCUUCCCAUACUUGUUAUGAGUAGUACAGAGAAUAAUUGGGCUGAGGAUUCAAAGUUGCAAGAUAUGGUUGUGCAAAGUGGUGAAAUCGAAUGGAAAAUGAAGGAUUAUCAAAAAUUCAUUGAAUUAGGAAUUGAUGACGACGUUCAACUAUCAGAUUUAAUUGCAAUUUUAUCAUAA